Molecule: messenger RNA, 1992 nt
Organism: Aspergillus costaricaensis CBS 115574
Lineage: Eukaryota; Fungi; Ascomycota; Eurotiomycetes; Eurotiales; Aspergillaceae
Gene: rglB
Product: polysaccharide lyase family 4 protein
Exons: 4
Coding region: 1-1992 (663 amino acids)
Biological process (GO): carbohydrate metabolic process
Molecular function (GO): carbohydrate binding; catalytic activity
Source: RefSeq, a predicted model, not a curated record
AUGCGCCUCCUCCACCCCCUCAUCCCAACCUCCCUCCUCCUCACCCUCACCACCGCAACCCUCCACACCACCCAAACCAACACCACCAUAACCCUAACCAACAACCGCCUCACCGCCAACUUCUCCAAAUCCCAAGGCCGAAUCACCGACCUCUACCUCGACAACCAAGACCUCCUGGGACCCCAAUCCGGCGACACCGGCGUCGGCCCCUACCUCGACUGCUACUGCAUCCCCUCAGGCUUCUACACCCCAGGCUCGACCUCCCCAACGCUCCAACUUCUCACAGGCGUCGACAAAUCCGGAACCCACUAUGCCGGUGUCCUCAUGGACGAGACCUACCCGCCGACAGGCCAACACUUCCAGCAAUACUGGUUCCUGCGCGACGGCGAAACAGGCCUACACACCUUCAGCCGAUUAGCGUAUUACAACGAGACGACGCCAUACUUGCGCAACCUGCAGGAGUUUCGCACGCUGUUUCGGCCAAACACGGAGCUUUGGACGCAUUUGACGUCUAGUGAGGUGCAGACUGCGCCGUUGCCUAGUACCAAGGCUGUCGAGGAGGAGGUGGUCGUGCAGGAUGCUACCUGGACGUUUAAUAAUACUCCUAGUGAUGCGUAUUAUGUUCAGUUUGCGGAUUAUUUUACUAAGUAUACGUUUUCGAAUGCGUGGAGGGAUAAUUCCGUUCAUGGCAUGUAUGCUGAUGGGAGUACCUCGAAUGGGAGUACUUUUGGGGCUUGGUUGGUUAUGAAUACUAAGGAUACUUACUACGGUGGCCCCCUGCACUCGGAUCUCACGGUCGACGGCAUCGUCUACAACUACCUCGUGUCCAACCACCACGGCGAAGGAACUCCCAACAUCACCUACGGCUUCGAUCGCACCUUCGGCCCUCAGUACUAUCACUUCAACGGCGGAAAGGGCUCCACUGCGUCCCUAAAGGAGCUGAAAUCUGAUGCAGAAUCCCUAGCAGAUCCCAACUGGAACGUCGACUUCUACGACUCCAUCGCCAAACACGUCGUCGGGUACGCCCCCUCCAGUCAACGCGGCAGCGUUCAAGGGAAGAUCAAGCUUCCCAAAGGUGCCACUAGACCUAUCGCAGUCCUGACCGUGGACGGCCAGUAUUUCCAGGACAACUCGGUGAACUCAUCCUCAUACCAGUACUGGGCUGAGAUCGACGACUCCGGGCAUUUUAACGUGGACCACGUCAAAGAGGGACCCUACCGACUCACUGUAUACGCCGACGGGAUCUUCGGCGACUUCGUACGCGACGGUGUACAAGUGAAGGCCGGCAAGAAAACCACUAUUCAAGAAACCUGGGAAGCAGAGUCCGCAGGCACUGAGAUCUGGCGACUAGGAACACCCGACAAGUCUUCCGGGGAGUUUCGACACGGCGUUGCGAAGGACCCCACUCACCCGCUUCACCCUCCAGAGUACCUGAUCUACUGGGGCGCAUAUGACUGGCAAUCAGACUUCCCGGACGGAAUCAACUACACAAUCGGCACCAGCGAUCCCGCAACCGACCUGAACACAGUCCACUGGUCAGUGUUCGGGCCGACACCGAACGAUCCGCGCGUCGAAUACGAUACCACGCACGACUGGACGAUCAACUUCCCUCUGAGUGAGGACGAUCUCGCAGAGCGGUCCAAGGCCACGUUGACCAUUCAAUUAGCGGGAGCGAAGGCAGCAUCCGGCAACACAGACGUGUACAAUGCGUCGGAACCAUAUGCCAAUCUCGCCUUGGAGAGUUACAUCAACGACCAGGCGGAGCCCCUGACCCUUCUGGUCGGGUUCAACCAGUCAAGCAGCUGCAUUGUGCGGUCGGCUGUGAGUUGCUAUCAGGUUCGCUCGCGCAUGGAGUUCCCGACGGAUUGGCUGAAAGUCGGCAAUAACGUUUUGACCUUGCAUCUUCCGUACAAUGCGACGGAUACCGAGACGGCGAUUUUGCCGGCGACGGUGUAUGUGCAGUAUGAUGCGCUGAGGUUGGAGGUUUCGUAG